AAAUGGCAGACGUACCAGAUAAUGCACCUGAGCACUGCCCGGGUACAGGCAGCGAGGCAGCAGGGAAGUCUUCGUCAUGUGAGGGCUGUCCCAACCAGAAGAUAUGUGCUUCCGGAGCCACCACGGCCCCCGAUCCCGCCAUCGCGGAGAUCGGAGCGAAGAUGUCAACGGUCAAACACAAGAUCCUCGUGCUGUCCGGAAAAGGAGGCGUGGGGAAGAGCACCUUCAGCGCUCACCUGGCUCACGCUCUGGCUGCUGACGGCACGAAGGAGGUCGCCCUGCUGGACGUGGACAUCUGCGGUCCAUCCAUACCGAGGAUCAUGGGCGUGGAGGGGGAGCAGGUUCACCAGAGUGGCUCCGGCUGGUCCCCGGUGUAUGUGGAAGACAACCUGGCAGUCAUGUCUAUUGGCUUCCUGCUCACUAGCCCCGAUGAUGCUGUGAUCUGGAGAGGACCCAAGAAGAAUGGGAUGAUCAAGCAGUUUCUGAGGGACGUCGACUGGGGGGAGCUGGAUUACCUCAUCGUGGACACGCCCCCCGGCACCUCUGACGAACACCUGUCGCUCGUCCAGUACCUGAGCUCCACCCACGUGGAUGGAGCCGUCAUCGUCACCACGCCACAGGAGGUGGCGUUGCAGGACGUGCGGAAGGAGAUCCGCUUCUGUCAGAAGGUCAAGCUGCCGAUCAUCGGCGUGGUGGAGAACAUGAGCGGCUUCGUCUGCCCCAAGUGCAAGAACACAUCGCAGAUCUUCCCUCCCACCAGCGGGGGCGCCGAGCGCAUGUGUGCGGACCUGGACCUCCGCCUGCUGGGGAAGAUUCCUCUGGACCCGAGGAUCGCGCGGAGCUGCGACGAGGGCAAGUCGUUCCUCGCCGAGGUCCCCGACUCGCCCGCUGCGCGGGUUUACCAGAGCAUCGUGCAGAGUAUUCAGGACUACUGCUCCAAGCGUGCGACGGAGGAGCAAAGCGACACCUGAAGCCGCUCCGAUGGCGGCCAUGUUGGACCAGAACACCGAGAGAGAUCACAUGACGAGAGAGAGACCACAUGACGAGAGAGACCACAUGACGAGAGAGAGAUCACAUGACGAGAGAGACGACAUGACGAGAGAUCACAUGACGAGAGAGAGAUCACAUGACGAGAGAGAGACCACAUGACGAGAGAGAUCACAUGACGAGAGAGAGACCACAUGA
This is a messenger RNA of Pseudoliparis swirei, 1185 nucleotides long. RefSeq names its product nucleotide binding protein 1 (MinD homolog, E. coli) (gene nubp1). The record is from RefSeq and is a predicted model, not a curated record. Bases 3 to 971 code for a protein of 322 amino acids. The transcript has 10 exons. Lineage: Eukaryota; Metazoa; Chordata; Actinopteri; Perciformes; Liparidae. Gene Ontology annotation, cellular component: cytosol. Gene Ontology annotation, biological process: iron-sulfur cluster assembly. Gene Ontology annotation, molecular function: ATP binding; ATP-dependent FeS chaperone activity; 4 iron, 4 sulfur cluster binding.